Lathyrus oleraceus (garden pea) is the source of this 1235-nucleotide messenger RNA. Its product is annotated as LOB domain-containing protein 18. The coding region runs from base 359 to 1060 and encodes 233 amino acids. The record is from RefSeq and is a predicted model, not a curated record. Gene Ontology annotation, biological process: positive regulation of DNA-templated transcription; hormone-mediated signaling pathway. Gene Ontology annotation, cellular component: nucleus. The transcript is spliced from 2 exons. Lineage: Eukaryota; Viridiplantae; Streptophyta; Magnoliopsida; Fabales; Fabaceae.
GAUAUACAACUUAUAUACUCUUAUUAUUCUUUUCUCUUAACUGUGUUUGGAGAAAACAGCAUGAGUUGUGCUGAAAAUAUUCACGAGAACAACAAGGAUAAAAGAGGAAAACUUAAUCAUUUAAGCCAACUUAUAUAUGUAUUUAUCUAAUGUAUUUCUUCACGCAAGAAGCUAAUAUUUGAAGGUUAAGCAUUUUCUCUUAUAUAUAGCCCCACCAAAUAUUCCUACAAACAUACUCUAUCAUUCCUCUUGUUUCCUUAAUUCCUUCCUUUCAUUUUUUCCUUCAUAUAAUCAAACCCUAGCUUUUUUGUAACCUAAUUAUUACAUCCAAAAAAUACUAUAAACCCUAGCUUUAGAGAUGAGUCUGAACUCAACUGUCAGCAGCGGUAGCGGUGGUGGUGGUGGAAGCAGCGGAAGCCCUUGUGGAGCAUGCAAGUUUUUGAGGAGGAAGUGUGUGCAAGAUUGUGUUUUUGCUCCGUAUUUCGAUUCGGAGCAUGGUACAACACACUUUGCAGCUGUGCACAAAGUGUUUGGGGCUAGCAAUGUAUCAAAACUUCUCCUUGGCCUUCCAGUUAACAGGAGGUUUGAUGCUGCAAUCUCUCUUUGCUAUGAAGCUCAAUCAAGGUUGAGAGAUCCUGUCUAUGGAUGUGUUGGUCACAUCUUUGCCCUCCAGCAACAGGUGAUGACUUUACAAGCUGAGCUCUCCUACUUACAAAGCCACCUUAACUCAACAGAACCACCUCAACCACCAUCUCAGGCGGCCACAGCGCCAAUUAUCUUCUCCUUCGCCGACCUACCACCGGCCACCGCGGCAACUAUGCCGGCCACCUAUGACAUGUCUACACUGUUUGAUCCAAUGGGCCAGCCUGCAUUGUCUGUGGAACAACAGAGGGCCAAUAUUGAGUCGGGUCAAUAUGUAGCUGCUCAUGGCCCAAUAUCAACCACUAGUUCUGGGCUUCAAUCAGUGGCAUGUGACCUUUCUCACAGACAAGUUGGUUCUGCAUCAGGAUCAUCCUCCAAAGCCUCAUCAUCUCCUCCCUUUUCCAAAUUUUAUAAAUGAUCAGUCGUGUCUUGAGUUUAAUUCAUUUAUCUUUUGUGUUCCUUUGACUGGACAAGGGAUAUAUUUUAGCAAGGGAUUUUAAAUUUUCAAACAUUUUUCAGUAUAGACCAAUUAUAUUAUGUAUUAUUCGUGGUUAUAUUAUUAUAUAUUAUUCCCUUCCUUUCGUUUUGCUAAA